UGGAAUGCAUCCUUGAUAAGUAACUUUUACUAUGUGACCAUGUGCAAGAAACUGGCUUAAGUCACCCCUAACACUAAUCUUCUCUGAUGUAGGGAUGAUAGUCUCAAGGUGGAUUUUUAAGAUCUUCACUUUUCUUAUCAUAGCCAUUAGCAAGUUGCAAGCUUUGCCGAAUAAUUCUACAGUCUGUGGUGUAAAUUUUGGAAGGUAUCCUUAUAUUCCAGCUGGGGAGUGUGUCAACAAGGAGGAUAGUAAAAUAAUAGUAUGGGAGCAUGUUCAAACGUUAAGGUGCUGCCGGAAUUCCCUCGAAUCUAUAACACAAGCUCUUGCUCUAUUUUCCACUGGAAACCGGCACAUUUUUCUCCCUGAAGAUCAAUGGCUAGCUUGCGAGUCUCAGUUUCACUCUCAAGGCAAUUAUUCCUUUAGUUCUUGUGGCUUUGAUAUCUUAUACCAAGGGAAGGGCAAGUGCUCAGACCUCACUCUUGAUUAUUUCAAGAUUAAGUAUGGAAAUUUUUACAACCCCGUUCUUGAGAACUGUUCUCAGUUUAAUAUGCUGGAUUUCUACACCCAAUGUUCUGGCUGUGUUGAAGGGAUUUCUAGCUUGAUAGAUCAUGUCACUUCAGACCUUCAGGUUCAGGGAAAUGAUUUUGAAGAAGGGAUAUGCAGCAUUGCAACUAUCGUUGCCGUUGUUUCAAGUGGAAUUACAAAUGAUACAUGGGUUAGAGACCUCUAUACUUGCUUGCCGGCUAUGGGUACAGGAGAUCCACAUGCAGAUGAUCAAUAUCUGAAAAUCAAAUAUAGCGAUAUAAAGGCAGUAUUGGUGGCCAUAGUUGGAAUAAUCGGAAUGGUUUUGCUUAUUAUCCUGAUCAAAUAUGUGGUCAAGAGCUCUGGCAAGCCAAUUAAAGGCAAAAUUGUGAGCAAAUGGUCAGGCCUAUAUCGGUUCUCAAAAGCGGAGAUUGAGAAAGCAAUAAAUUACGGCAAUAACAAGGUUUGUCUUGGAGCAGGAAGUGCUGGCAGAGUCUACCAAGGUGUUCUCCCCAGUGGCCAGCUUGUGGCAGUUAAGCACAUCUACAAGACUGCCAUGCCUGAUUCAUUCAAUAGGGAAGUCGAAGGCUUAUGGAAAAUCCGCCAUCCAAAUCUGGUCUCUCUAUUUGGCUGCUGCAUCGAAGAUGGGGAGCAGUACUUGGUUUAUGAGUACUGUUCUAAUGGAAAUCUUGCUCACAACCUCUUGAGAGGCGAUGCUGUUCUGCCAUGGGAUACAAGAGUCAAGAUACUGAGGAAUUGUGCUCUUGCUCUAAGGUUUCUACUCACUCACCCUGAUGGUUGUAUUGUUCAUAGAGACAUCAAACUAACAAACAUCUUACUGACUGAGGAUAUGGAGCCGAAACUGUCGGACUUUGGAUUGGCUAAGUUGAUUGGGAUGGAGGAAAGCAAAGUUUUUACUGAUGUUAGAGGAACCAUAGGCUACAUGGAUCCUGAAUACAUGACUAAUGCUAAGAUUACUUGUGCCAGUGACAUCUAUAGCUUUGGCAUUGUUACAUUGCAAGUUUUAUCAGGGAGGAAAGUUAUAGAAUUGGAUAUCAAUGCGCGAGACCGAUUAACAAAGAAGGUUUAUGUACUUGAAUCUUUUAAUUUGUGUAUUACAGAAAUUGAUAAAAUGAGGUUUUCCAUUUAUAUGAAUGCGUAUCAAAUGCAGGCUAAGGAUGUCGUGAUGGGUAAAAGGCCUCUGGAAGAUUUCAUCGAUCCGCGCCUCAACGGAGAACUAGAUGUAAAGGACUUUGAAUCCAUUUUAAGAAUUGCUGUUCUUUCUGUUGCUAGCUCAAGCAAAGGCCGGCCGACAAUUAAAGAUGUUUUUGAUGAAAUGAAUAAAGCUUUCAAGAAUACACUUCAGGACAAGAAUGUUUCACCAAUGAAUGAUCAACCAAGCGUAUCACCAUCGACAGUGGCUGCACAACCUGAAGUUAUUUCAGGAUCAAGAUCACUGGAGGUUAUUGAGGUUUAAUAAACAUCUACUACCGAUGAAUAUCGAUGAUUUUAUCUGCUUGUCAUUCACAUAUGCUGAAUUCAUGGUCAUUUUUCUAUUUGUAAACCAUGUGUAUUUUCAAGACUUGUUCUUGGAAAGUAUUGGGUGAUUUAUAUAUCCAAAUUAAAUCCAUAAAUUCAUGGAUUGUAUUUUACUUGUCUUGUGGAUUGAUAUAUGUAUGUAAAACUUUGAUUUUAAUGUAAAUCAAAAUAGUGAUACUCUGAAAAGAGUCCUUUUCAUGAAACAUCAUCAUGUGCCAUGAUCAUCAAACUCCUCCCGGGAAUAAGACCACUAGAACUUUACAGGGGCCCUCCUCCACAAACAAACAUUAAAAAAUAGUGGCUACCAGUUUA
This is a messenger RNA of Dioscorea cayenensis subsp. rotundata (Guinea yam), 2373 nucleotides long. Its product is annotated as probable serine/threonine-protein kinase PBL26. Lineage: Eukaryota; Viridiplantae; Streptophyta; Magnoliopsida; Dioscoreales; Dioscoreaceae. Gene Ontology annotation, molecular function: ATP binding; protein kinase activity. The transcript is spliced from 8 exons. The record is from RefSeq and is a predicted model, not a curated record. The coding region runs from base 95 to 1999 and encodes 634 amino acids. Gene Ontology annotation, biological process: protein phosphorylation.